Molecule: messenger RNA, 3046 nt
Organism: Ruditapes philippinarum (Manila clam)
Lineage: Eukaryota; Metazoa; Mollusca; Bivalvia; Venerida; Veneridae
Product: deoxyribodipyrimidine photo-lyase-like
Exons: 10
Coding region: 65-1780 (571 amino acids)
Biological process (GO): photoreactive repair
Molecular function (GO): deoxyribodipyrimidine photo-lyase activity
Source: RefSeq, a predicted model, not a curated record
UUUAGUGUCCUAUGACAAAACGGCGAGCGUAAAUUUUUUAAGUCAUCAGAAAAGCUGUUCUGUUAUGAUAAGAGUGGUAAGAAAUGUUCGUCUGAGAACAUUAAAACUACUAGCCCAACCCAAAUUAGAAUUAUAUGAGGGUAAAGAAACAAUAAUUCACUACUUGAAAACAAAAUCUUCAAUUACAACUCUUGAAAAGACAUUUCUACCAUUGUUGUGUAACAGGUUCAUGUCCACCAUGUCGAGUGAUAAAGACACUGCCAACAAGAAGAGGAAGUUGGAUAGUGAUGACCAGUUGAAGGAAAAUGGUGAACCUGCAGUUAAGAAAACAUCUACUGAAGAUUUUGAGGAGAAAAUCAAAGACACGCGGAUGUCAGUAUGUGGGUCGGUUGCAGAGUUUAAAUUCAACAAGAAACGCGUACGCGUGUUGUCAAAGACUCAGGAUUUUCCAGAUGAAAGUAAUGGUGUGGUCUACUGGAUGUCAAGAGAUCAAAGAGUGCAUGAUAACUGGGCAUUACUUUAUGCUCAAAAAUUGGCUUUGAAGUUGGAGGUUCCCCUUCAUGUUUGUUUCUGUCUGGUUCCGAAAUUCCUCGAGGCAACCAUCAGACAUUACACAUUCAUGUUGGAAGGACUAAGGGAAAUUGAAAAGGAGUGUAAAGAACUUGGGAUAAGUUUCCAUCUGCUAAUAGGCCAUGCCAAGGAAGUUCUUCCUACAUUUGUUAAGGAGCAUUCUAUUGGUGGACUGGUCACUGAUUUCUGUCCACUUAGAGUACCAAGAGCAUGGGUAGAUGAUGUUGUGAAGGCUGUACCAAAGGAUAUUGCUGUUUGCCAGGUUGAUGCCCACAACCUUGUACCGUGUUGGGAAGCUUCACCGAAGCUAGAGUAUGGUGCCAGAACAAUACGUAACAAAAUACAUAACCAGUUGUCCGGUUUCCUCACAGAAUAUCCACCAGUCUGUAAACACAAGUUUCAGCCUAAAAAUGAACCAAAGCCAAUAGACUGGGACUCGGCCUAUGCAAGCCUUGAAGUGAACCAGACUGUGGGCCCGGUAGAAUGGGCAAAGCCUGGAACCAGCGCUGGGAUAAAAAUGCUUGAAUCAUUCUGUAAGGAACGGCUGAGAUAUUUUGGCAGUGAGAGGAAUAAUCCGAACAAAAAUUCACUUAGUAACCUGUCUCCAUGGAUACAUUUUGGUCAGAUAUCUGUACAGCGCUGUGUCCUCAUGGUGAAACAGUACAGGGGGAAAUACAAGGAAGGGGUAGAUGCCUACAUAGAGGAGGCCGUCAUCAGACGAGAACUGUCCGAUAACUUCUGCUACUACAAUGAACACUAUGAUAGUAUAGAAGGAGCAUAUGAUUGGGCUAAACAGACUUUGAAAGCUCAUGAGAAAGAUAAAAGAGAAUAUGUUUAUAGCAGGGAAAAACUGGAACAAGGCAAGACUCAUGAUCACCUGUGGAAUGCUGCACAGAAUCAGAUGGUAAAUGAAGGGAAGAUGCAUGGGUUUAUGAGAAUGUACUGGGCAAAGAAGAUCCUUGAAUGGACAAGUAGUCCAAGUGAAGCUCUAGAGAUAGCUAUAUACCUCAAUGAUAAAUACAACUUGGACGGACGAGAUCCCAAUGGUUAUGUGGGUUGCAUGUGGUCGAUCUGUGGAAUACACGACCAGGGCUGGAAGGAGAGAGAAGUGUUUGGUAAGAUACGGUACAUGAACUACAACGGGUGUAAGAGAAAGUUUGACGUGGGCAGUUACGAGGCAAAAUACCGUCGGCAGACUAUCAGUAAAUGAAAGAGAUAAUCAGCACUAAGCAGAUCGUGGGUCAUGUGAUCCAGACUUUGACUGGAAUUAGUGCAAGGGUGUAGUAGUGAACUGGUUGUCCUCGUUGGAAACAUAGCUGUCAAAUACAUGUACUUUGAAAGGGUUGUAGUUUUGCCGUUUUUGGCCACAAAAGCCAGAAUUGAAAUCGUCAGUACAAUUAUUGUGCUGAAUUUAUAGAGAAACUGUGUUAUGUCAGUAACAAUUAAAAAAAACAUUGCAUGUAUCUUGAAAAAUUAUUGGUCAUGAUGUUUGAACUAUUUGAAGAUUCAUAUUUUGCUGAAAGAUGUUACUAGAACUGCUGAUCAAGAUGUGGAUCUUUAGACUGUCUGGAGAUUAUCUUUACCAAAGCUCAGGUCAUUUUUCUUAUAGCUAUUGGAGUCAUUUUGAUACACAUAUAUGAUUUGUUGUUGUUGUUGUUAUUGCAUGAUUUGUAUAUAUACAAUGUAGUUAGAUCUCUAGUUCAACAUAUAUUUACUGUUGUUAUAAAUUCAUAAAAAAGAACCAUAAUACUUUGCAUUGUAAUAUCUUUUUUUAAUAUACACAUGUACAAAUGUCAAGAAACUUUUCCUCAUUGGUAAAUAGCAAAAUGUUUUGCUGCCUCAUUGCAGUGUAAGAGCCACGUGUAAUACUGUUAUUCUUUUGUAAAAGUUUUCAUUGUUAUUUUAGUUUUAUCUUUUUAGCUCAACUGUCACAAAGUGACAGGGUGAGCUUUUGUGAUCGCUUUUCGUCCGGCGUCCGGCUGUCCGUCCGUCCGUAAACUUUUACUUUAAAUGACAUCUCCUCAUAAACCACUAAGCCAAUUUCAUCCAAACUUCACAGGAAUGUUCCUUGGUAGUCACCUUUAAAAAUUGUUCAAAGAAUUUAAUUCCAUGCAGAACUCUGGUUGCCAUAGCAACCGAAAGAAAAAACUUAAAAUAUCUUCUUUUAAAAAACCCAAAGAGCUAGAGCUUAGAUAUUUGGCAUGAAACAUCUUCUAGUGAGUGUCUACUAAGUUUGUUCAAAUAAAAGCCCUGGGGUCAAAAUUGGCCCCGCCCCAGGGGGUCAUUGAUUUUUCCUAUAUGCAUAUAGUAAAAACUUAAAAAAUCUUCUUUUAAAGAACUCAAAGAGCUAGAGCUAAGAUAUUUAGCAUGAAACAUCUUCUAAUGAGUGUCUACCAAGUUUGUUCAAAUAAAAGCCCUGGGGUCAAAAUUGGCCCCGCCCCAGGGGGUUAUUGAUUUUCCCUAUAUGCAUAUACAG